AUGAUUAGGCACGACUCGAAGAGGAGCUUGGGUACAAGCAUGGCAGGACUCCCUGACCUUGCCCAUCUUUCUCGAGUGCGCAAAUUGAGAUCUAGCGCUAAAGCGCUAGAUCCCAAUUUGACACAGAAGGAAUCAAUUGUGCACCAAAGGGCGAUUAGUGAAUAUGGUGAUGAACUGUGGUUACAACUACAAGAUCAAUUGCAAGGUAGUUUAGUUAAUAGUAAUAACUGUAGUUGCGAAAACUUUAGCUCCCAACCUCAAAUCAAUUGCAGAAUGCGUAAUUUGAUCUACGAUUUUAUCAUGUGUUGCCAUACAAGAUUGAACCUCUGUACGUCCACGCUUUUCCUAAGUUUUUCAAUACUGGAUCGCUAUACAAGUAGAUUCAUCGUGCGUAGUGGUAACUAUCAAUUAUUAGCAUUAACAGCAUUAUGGAUCAGUUCGAAAUAUUGGGAUUCAAAGAAUCGGGUCGCAACGCUACCAGUUUUACUAUCGUUAUGCUGCGAGCAGUAUACCGCACAACAGUUUAAAAAUACAGAAAUACAAUUAUUGAAAUACUUGAACUGGUCCCUAUGUGAUAUUGUUACUUGUGAUUCAUUGAUUGAUCUUCAGUUAUUUUUAAAAGGUGCACCAAAGGGAAUUGAUUUAAACGAAAUUAAAUUAGGAACAAUUAUGCUAUGUGAACUGUCUAGAUUUGAUCUUGAGCUUUCAUUAGAUUCUCAGUUGGAUAAGAUUGUACUGGCUGCAAUCACACUAAUCAAAUUAGCCAUUAAAUUUGUGAAGGAUGGACAAUACGAUAACUAUAAGGCAGUCCUAUCACAGAAUCCCAAGUGCUCAGAAAUUUGUGAAAAAUUAUUAAACUUGGUUAUUAAAAGGGAUAAUUUACCAUCGAGUUUCCGUUUCAAAUAUUUAAGAUCAGAUUCCAAGUCCAACAAGAGUUUACGGAUUAUCGAAUCAUUAACAGGCUAUCACAUGCAAUGGCAAUUGGAACAAUUUUUAACGACAGCUAACUUUACAAACAAUUUUGGUGAACAUUCAUGCUACGAAUUGUCACUAUCAUCAUCAUCAAACGAGUUUAACGAUAAUAAGCAUAAUUUGGCAUCGUCUCCUGCAUCGUGUGAUUCUGCCUCUCUCACUUCAAUGUCAAAUUCAAUAACAUCGGCAGCUUCUCCCUUUGCAUCUCCCAGCAUGGGCACUGAAUUGUCCACAAUUAACACGACGCAUACAACUCCAGAAUCGGUACCAACGCCAUCAUUUAUGGAGGCUCGUCAUAAUCCAUAUCAUCAACAUUAUCAUCAUUAUACGAAACCACUUUUAACUUUACAACCAAGUUUACAACACUCACAUUCUCAACUUCCGCCAUUAACUCCAACAACUCCUUCAAUAUUGCAAAGCAAGUUGAAAUUAAGUGCAUUAAGACGUACAAGAUCUGGUCAAAAUCACGGUCAUUCUCGUAAUCCGUCAUUUAAUACUAGACCAAUAAUGUCUACGAAUGCUUCAGCUAUUCAAUCAGACUAUUUGAGGACUCAUAGAAAGAGAGCUUCCUCAGAUAUGGAGAUAGAUUUUUUUCAAGAUCAUCUAACUUCAAAGCGUUAG
Messenger RNA from Zygosaccharomyces rouxii, 1593 nucleotides. It is a transcript of the gene CLN3, whose product is annotated as cyclin CLN3. Gene Ontology annotation, cellular component: cyclin-dependent protein kinase holoenzyme complex; nucleus; centrosome. Lineage: Eukaryota; Fungi; Ascomycota; Saccharomycetes; Saccharomycetales; Saccharomycetaceae. Gene Ontology annotation, molecular function: cyclin-dependent protein serine/threonine kinase regulator activity. Gene Ontology annotation, biological process: mitotic cell cycle phase transition; regulation of cyclin-dependent protein serine/threonine kinase activity. The coding region runs from base 1 to 1593 and encodes 530 amino acids. The record is from RefSeq and is a predicted model, not a curated record. The transcript has a single exon.